Molecule: messenger RNA, 399 nt
Organism: Myotis myotis
Lineage: Eukaryota; Metazoa; Chordata; Mammalia; Chiroptera; Vespertilionidae
Product: cytochrome c-like
Exons: 2
Coding region: 1-399 (132 amino acids)
Biological process (GO): mitochondrial electron transport, ubiquinol to cytochrome c; mitochondrial electron transport, cytochrome c to oxygen
Cellular component (GO): mitochondrial intermembrane space
Molecular function (GO): heme binding; electron transfer activity
Source: RefSeq, a predicted model, not a curated record
AUGAUUAAACUAAAUCAGUAUCAUCCCAUCUUAAUAAGAAUACUAAUACUCAAUAAGAAUACUAAAGGAGUUAGAGAGCCGGACAUCUGGCUUGCGAGUGAUGUUGAGAAGGGCAAGAAGAAGUGUGCCCAGUGCCAUACUGUGGAGAAGGGAGGCAAGCACAGGACUGGGCCAAAUCUCCAUGGUCUCUUUGGGCAAAAGACAGGUCAGGCCCCUGGAUUUUCUUACACAGAUGCCAACAAGAACAAAGGUAUCGCCUGGGGAGAGGCUACACUGAUGGAGCAUUUGGAGAAUCCCAAGAAGUACAUCCCUGGAACAAAAAUGCUCUUCGCUGGCCUUGAGAAGAGUGCAGAAAGGACAGACUUGAUAGCUUAUCUCAAAAAAGCUACUCAUGAGUAA